CCUUCUAUGAAGACUGUUCCAGGCGCGACUAGCUGGGCUUGCUAUACACGGCUCUGUAAGCAAAAUGGAGCAGUACUCCUUAGAGAUCAUAUCGAUGCGACUGGAGCAAUACCAAUCUCGAAAAGCACAACAACCAACAGGGGCUAGACAGUCAAUUCCACGUCGACCCAGAUCUGAAGAUGAGUUUGACGGACGUACGUCAAAUCCGAAACGUUUUGUGGCAAUCGCCCGCGCUCCGUUCCUGGAUCUUCGUACAAGAUCUCCUGAAUGGGGGUUUCACUGCGUCGCCUGCAAAAUCCACCACUAUAAUCGACCGUUUCAUUGGCGAAGGAAGUUUACAGAGGAGACAUUCAAAAGCCAUCUUAGAGAGUGUGGAGAAAUUAUAGACGGAAAGCACGCAACGAAAGUAACUUAAUUGCAAUAAAGGGUUUUUACGGUUUAGGGUGUGCAAUCCAAUGAAUCCCGAUUGCUUCAUAUUCGCAUGCCCCCUGCUAAACCACCAAUAAGACUAUGAAGC
Paecilomyces variotii is the source of this 517-nucleotide messenger RNA. RefSeq lists its product as hypothetical. The annotation marks the transcript as partial. The transcript is spliced from 2 exons. The record is from RefSeq and is a predicted model, not a curated record. Lineage: Eukaryota; Fungi; Ascomycota; Eurotiomycetes; Eurotiales; Thermoascaceae.